GUGUAGAAUACUAUGGUUAUACCCAGCGGGUAGUUAUUAUCCCUUUGGUUAAUUUAAAAGCAUCAUCAAUGAUUUCGAGCACCGCCCACCUCUUCCUUUUUAUCCUCGUUGGUAUAAUCUCUGGGGUUUUCCCUUGGCGUUUUCUUCCGACAAAAGACAAGGAGACGUUCGCGAGCGCGCUGAAGGAUGUCUUCAACCGGAGCCAUCUUUCGUCCUGCGACCUCACGGCCAAUUCUUGCGACAUAAACUGCUGUAGCGACAAGGAUUGCAGUUCAAGUGAUGUUGGCAUGUUUUAUUGUCAGGAUGUCGUUGUCCAAGACAAUAUGGACCCUUUUAUUUUUGAUUCUAAUUACUGUUAUACCAAACUCCCUCCUGAUUUGUAUCCCGUAAACCCUAUUUUCUGCUAUGAACUUGAAAAUAGCCCAUAUCUUGGAGAUUUUUUUAUAGAGGACAGUGUCAAACUUGCUAGAAUAGAAGUCGACCAGAUUAUUAAAGAAAGACAGCCAGUAGAUAGAAGUUUAAAAAAAAAAGUGAUAAUGGAAGAAUUAGAUUUGAAUUAUAAGUAUGGGAUGCCUAUCCUUAUUUUAAAUAAAGAAACAGCUUCUUCUGAGGUCUUUUUCAUGCCUGGAGAUAUCCUUGGAAAAGGCUACUGCUCGGAUUCAGUACCAAUUAGAUAUUUUGUGAACAAAAUCUCUAAAUGUUUGGUUCCGAUCAGAGAAGAAAGCUGUGGUACUAACUUGAAACUG
Molecule: messenger RNA, 746 nt
Organism: Cimex lectularius (bed bug)
Lineage: Eukaryota; Metazoa; Arthropoda; Insecta; Hemiptera; Cimicidae
Product: tectonic-1-like
Exons: 3
Biological process (GO): cilium assembly
Source: RefSeq, a predicted model, not a curated record